AUGUCCAGCCUGUUUAUACAAGUCAGAAGAUCAAAGGAAAAAUCAAACCAAAGGAACAUGAACUCCAAUUGUGAAUCAACAAAACGUUGCUUAUUAUUUCAAGUGUGGUCACACUGUGUGAUGCAGACUAAGUUGGCUUCAUGAGUCAACACUUACAUCAACGUGUGGAGGAACACAAGCGAUAAACAAUCGGCAACCACAUAAAGGAUGAGUAUGGAAAGGAUCUGGAGACAGUUACAAGCAAUUUCAAAAUCUUAAAAAAGUGUCAGAGCAAACUCAACUGCUUGACCUCUGAAAUGCUCUUUAUUCAUGAACUCAAACCAAAACUAAACAAAGAGUGUGACUCAAUCCACGCGAAGCUAUUUAUUUUAUGA
Molecule: messenger RNA, 374 nt
Organism: Porites evermanni
Lineage: Eukaryota; Metazoa; Cnidaria; Anthozoa; Scleractinia; Poritidae
Source: the annotation of a GenBank genome assembly